Messenger RNA from Zingiber officinale, 1737 nucleotides. RefSeq lists its product as uncharacterized. Bases 69 to 1424 code for a protein of 451 amino acids. The transcript is spliced from 6 exons. The record is from RefSeq and is a predicted model, not a curated record. Lineage: Eukaryota; Viridiplantae; Streptophyta; Magnoliopsida; Zingiberales; Zingiberaceae.
CCCUCGCCGUGAGACAGAAAUUUGAAAUUUGUCGGCGAAGCGACGCGCCCCCUUCCUCGCUCACCGAAAUGGCGGACGACGCCGCCGCCUACUGGAGCAAGACGACGCCGCCCCGCGUCUCGAUGCCGUGCAUCUCCACUACCUACGCUCGGCGCCUCUCGAGCAGCUUCUUCCCCGUGCCGUCCGCUCCGGUGCCGCGGACGGUCGCGUGGUUCUCGCUGCAGGGCCGUCUCGUCGGCGCCGAGGAAGCAACGUCGGCCGCCGCAAUCGGAGGCGGGUUGGCUGGUCGCGAGGAAGCAGUGGCCUGGGAGCUCUUUAGCCCCCUCCAGCGGGUCCUCCUCGUCGCUGUAGUGGCCGCCGCCUCGAAUAGGUCACGGAGGAUUGCACAGUUGCAGAGAUCCGUACAGAUAAGGGAUGAGGUGCUCCUUAGUAUGCAGCAGAAGCUCGAUGAUUUAUGCGAGCAGAUGACUUUUGUUCCAGAUCAAGCAGUCAAAAAUAACUCCAGAAUUGUUGUCUCCAAGCUAGCUCAUGAUGCAACUCAGUUUUGCUGUUCUAGGAAACCGCUGCAAGAACUAAAUCAUGAGAAUGGAACUGUGCCACUUUGCAAGGAUACAUCAAAUGAGGAUAUCACUGAAGUAGAGAAAGAGGGCAUCUUCGACAUAAAUAACACAACUAUAGUGGAGCAAGAAGAGCGCCGAAUGUCUGACUUGUCCGAUUUCAAUUGGAGUGUUGCAUCAUCUGUGGACUUGCAGCUAAGCACACUAGCAUCAGAGCAAGAGUUUUACAACCUUCGCAAGGAAUGUGAAGAGAAGGAUGUGAUGAUAAAGGAAUUAACUUCUGCUACCAAUGCAAUUAAGGCUGCUGACACCAAGAGAAUAACAGAAUUAGAAGAAAUCAUACGAAGGAAGAAUAUGGUCAUCUCCAAAUUGAAGAAAGAUAUGGUUGUUCUGGAGAAGCAGGUUGUUGAACUUACGAGGCUCCGAAGACGUUCUUCUACUACUUUGGAGUCUGAUUCCUCUAGUGCUUCAUACUCUGAAAGUUCACAACUUCCGGUCAUGGCAACUAAUAUUUGUUUUGACAUGAGUAACACCAGUCCAUCAUCCUCUGAUCCUGACUCUCCUGUGGUCAGGAAAGGAUACCCUUUGCGAUUUCCAGUUGGCAAGGAUGAAUCCCAGCAGCAUUGCAGCAGAACAGUUGACAGUAUAGAACAGCCUUUAUCAGAGCAUUCUAUUUCCUUAACAGAUAGCCCUCGGUCGCAACGAUCUAUUAGUCCUCUUAAAGAGAACUGGAGGCUUCAGAGAUCUGAACCAGCUACCGCAUUUAAACAGAGGAAACUUGCAAAAUCUAGUGAAGCUUCAAAGAGCAAUAGAAGUGCUGCUUGCCAGAAAGGAAAUCCCAUAGCUGCAAGGAGGAGGUGGAGUUGAAUCAUGCUGUCAUUUUGGUUUCAUACUUCUUUUUUGCCAUUGCAUAAUUACUGAUGCAUGGCUUUUCAAUCUGCAAUCUUUUGAUGCCAUGAUUAGCAAUGUAAUCUACUGAUCUGCAACUUCAGACUGAGUUAAACUUCAUUGAUGCAAUUGGUUUUUUUUAAGCCAAAUUAAUUUUAGUUUAGUUUAGUUUGGUUGAUGGUUUGGUGUAGCAUGUAUCAGUUUUUUUGCAUUUAAUUAAUAAGCAUUUUCAGAAUUGAUGGAUACUUAACAAGAGAACGCCUAUAAAUUCUGUGCUUUGAUUGGAAAGAAA